AUGGCCAUGACAUACCAAGAACUCAUCUCUGCUCCUCGACCACAAGCUGGGAUUCCUUCUCCUGAUGGAUCACGAAUCAUCAAUAUCGUUGAUCAGUGGGACGAGGAACGUCAGGAAUUGAUCCGGAAAAUCUUCCUGAUACCUCUUUCUCUUCCCGACAAGCGCGAUAUGACAGGACCUCAGGACGUUAGUUCUUGCUCAAUGCCUAAACCCACAUUACUCUUCACAUGCACCUCCAACGAAGCCAAAUCGUUCUUUUGGCUCUCCGAAAUCAACAUUGCUUACUUCUCAGGAUCAACUAUCAAGUACAUCAACUUACCAACAUCUGAGAAACUCAGUCAAUUUGAUGGUGGCUCAAUCGCUCACAAGGACUUACUGACUUUUCCGAAAGCGAUCAAUGCGUCUUUCCUCGCUUUUGAACAGCAGACUGGUCUUUUAGCGUUCAGAGCACAAGUAUGGGAGACCCAAGGAGACUUUGAGGGUACUAAGGAGGAUCAAAAUAACUCUCAAGAAAAGGGAUCCGGGGUAAGAUACGAUGAGUUAUUCGUCAGGUACAAAGACAAGUGGCGAAUCCCGGGUAAGGUCUAUACAAUAGGGCUUGUAAGAUUAAUUAGAGAAGGUGAAGUUCGGUCAUUGGGUGAGAUUGAUGGACAGAAGUAUAGGAAUGUACUUAAAGGUACAGGUCUGUAUUCUCAAAUACCCAGUUUCUCAUCAAAUACAAUCUCCUUAAAUCGUUCCCACUUAAUCAUUGCUACCAAACCACCUCGACUCAGUCCAGCCAUUCACACAAGAAUGGACAUCUACGCUUUUCCUCUAAAUACCGACCAAAACAGUCCAUGUACGGGGUUACCAAUUAACCUAACUCCAGGCCAUAAUCAUGGCGAAAUUGAUUAUGUAUCUUCGUCAGGAGAUGGACAAAAAAUAGUUUGGACAGAAAGAGAAAUAGACGGUGAUGAAGCUUCUAAACGAUCUGUUUUCACUUGGGAUUUCACGGAGGGUAUGAAGACAAAAUGGGUAGAGAAAUGGGAUGCUAGUCCAAGUGAAGUGCAGUUUUUCAAAGAUAGAAAUUCCCUUUAUUGGCUUUCAGAAACAAAAGGUCGUAUCUUACCGUACUUUAUACCUGGUCCAAACUCAGAACCUAUUGCUCUUCAUCAUCAGGGAGUUACUGAUUCUUUGACACCGUUGAAUGAUCAUACUGUGUUAAUCAGUAAAAGUGACAUGUUCAACCCAAUUCAUGAUUAUAUACUUUAUCUUCCCUCAGACAUCGCUUCAGAACCGGGAAGAAGAGUAGGCAUGGUACAGUUGACAGAUUGGUCCUCCGGUUUCCUCGGAGACAAGCUUGAUGACCUGAAAUUGGAGGAGUACUGGUUCAAGGGCGUAGAUGAGAGACAGGUAAUGGGCUGGACAGCAAAGCCGAGAGGAUUUGAUGAGGCUAGAGAAGCGAAAAAAGUCUUUCCAAUGGUAAGUCCUAGGCUUCUCGGUAUCUUUCCUUGGACUCUCGCUAAAGACGUAGCCCACCGGGUGGAUCUCAGUGGCGGACCUCAAAGUGCAUGUCGAGAUAUAUGGUUAAUCCGAUGGAACCUUCUCUUAUAUGCCUCGUAUGGAUACUUUGUGCUUUCCAUCAAUCCCACUGGGUCCAUAGGGUAUGGUCAAGAGUUUGUCGAUAGAUUACGAUACGAAUUUGGAGGCCGUGACGUAGACGAUCUUGAAGAAGGAUACAAAGCUGUAUUAGCUGACUACCCUCAAAUCGACCCCGAAAGGACUGCAGCAUUGGGUCCAUCAUCAGGCGGACAGCUCAUUCACCGUAUCAAUGGAUGUAAUGAUAGAUUUGCAUUCAAAGCUUUGGUUUGUCAUGCUGGUAUAUACGAUGAGACCUCUAUGGCGUAUGAGACAGAUGAGUUGUGGCUUUCUUGCUGGAAUGACGGCAUCAAUCCGAACACCGACCAAUUUCAAGGAGGAAAAUACAACCCAAUCAACAAUGUCAACAGAUGGAAAACUCCCACACUCAUCAUUCACGGUGCGAAAGACUUCAGGGUACCACUCAGUCAAGCUAUCGGCGCUUUCACUGCUUUACAAUGGCGAGGCGUUCCUAGUCGAUUCCUGCAUUUGCCAGAUGAAGGCCACAAAUUCGAGAGACCGAACAAUGUCAAGCAAUGGUAUGCUGAAAUCUUCACAUUUCUGGAUGAAUGGAUUGGCCAUUGA
Kwoniella botswanensis is the source of this 2202-nucleotide messenger RNA. RefSeq lists its product as uncharacterized. Gene Ontology annotation, biological process: proteolysis. The record is from RefSeq and is a predicted model, not a curated record. The transcript is spliced from 16 exons. Bases 1 to 2202 code for a protein of 733 amino acids. Gene Ontology annotation, molecular function: serine-type endopeptidase activity. Lineage: Eukaryota; Fungi; Basidiomycota; Tremellomycetes; Tremellales; Cryptococcaceae.